AUGUCCACGCCCCCGCUCUCGACCAAUCCGGAGGCGCCACGUCGCCGCCGCCGGCCCUCUCUCUCCCCGCCGCCGCAGCCCACCGGGGCCCCGAUCCGCCCGCCCAGGGCCAGAUCGGGCCCGAGCCCCGCCGCCCGCCGCCUCCAGCGCCGGCGUCCCGCCGGCGUCGUCCCCGCCGCCUGCCUCCGGCGCCCGAGGCGCCUCACCUCCGCCCGACGCCCGGCGCCGCCGCGUCCCCGCCGUUCCCCGUCGUCCGCGCCGCCCGUCCGCCACCCCGGCGACCGCGCCUCGCUUCCUCCCCACCGCCGUGCUCCGCAUCGUCGGCGAACCCGCGACCCGCCGCCUUCCUCCGCAGGCCGGCGCGCCUCCGCGCCGCAUCGCCGCCCGGAUCCAUCCAUCCCCGGCGCGGAUCCGGCCUCCCUCGCCCUUCUCCCUUCGCCGGAGCUCUGCACGCGCCGCCGAUAUAGCUAUGUGACGCUCACCUGUUUUUUUCCUGAUUUUGUCUAA
Molecule: messenger RNA, 507 nt
Organism: Aegilops tauschii subsp. strangulata
Lineage: Eukaryota; Viridiplantae; Streptophyta; Magnoliopsida; Poales; Poaceae
Source: RefSeq, a predicted model, not a curated record